UGGCCUGCCGUAAAAGAGGACACGGCAUACCACGGAGCGGCUGUGUGCCCCACUCCUGCACACACUCUUGCCUUGCUUCUGCUUUCCCAGCUCUGACAAUCCUAAUUCUGGCUUCCAAACCAAUCCUGUACGUCCCUCUCUGUUCUCAGACUUGCCUCAACUGUUGGAUAUUUUAAUCACUGUUGUGACCAUGACUGAACGGUGACAUUUCAUAUGCCAUAGUAUAUGUUUAUCUUUUUACAUAUUUCUUAAUAGCAUUUAACUUAUUGUUUCAGACUUUUAGGAACAUUUCUGGGCUAGGUGUGCUGGCCCAUGGCUGUAAUCCUGACAGUUUUGGAGGUUAAGGCAGAAGAACUGCUUGAGGUCAGAUGUUUGAGACCAACCUGGGCAACACAGUGAGACCUCGUCUCUACAAAAAAUCUACAAAUUACCAGAUGUGGCGGUGAGCCCUUGUAUCCCUAGCUACAUGGAAGGCUGUUGUGGGAAGAUCGUUUGAGCCUAGAAGAUUGAGGCUGCAGUGAGCUAUGAUCACACCACUGCCUGGGUGACAAAGCAAGACCCUGUCUUUUCACAAUAAAAAGCAUUACUGUGUCACAAGUAUCCCCAUUUUAUUUCUCAUUAUCUAAUAUUGCUGUUUUCAUCCUGAGGCUUAAUUGCUUUAGUAAGCUAAGAAAAAAAAGUUUUUUUUUUUUUAGAAAAGGUACUAUUUAAAGCAGGUCAUAUGCAUGCCCUUUUGUAAAUUCCAGUUUUAUAUGCCAUAAAUCUAGAACUUACACUCUUGAUGUACUGAGUCUUCUUCUUAGAACCAGCCUCCUCAUAUGUAACACAGUAUAAUUCCCAUUUUACACCUGACUCAAAACAUUGAGAGGAUAGAAUAAAAUGAAAGAGCAGUCUGUAUACCACGUAAUGCACAAUGAAUCACAAAGCGAAGUUUUCUCUAACUCAAAGGCGAAAAGUGCAUAGUUAGCGUCCUCUGCAGAACCCAUAGCAAAAUGAAAUUUUGAGAAAAUAUGCACUUUGGCUGCCCAGUGAAGUUAGAAGGAAACUGUCACAGGUCAUCAUCAAGACUUCCCCAACAUUGGCUUUUAUUUUUAAAUAAUGAAAUACACAUUAUUUCGCCUGCUUUCUUUCGUGUAUAUUACUGCAUGUUCUCUUUGCUUUUCUGCGUACCCUAUCUUGGGAAUCACUCCAUAGCAAUAAAAAGACAUCUUACUCUUUUUUACAGCUCCAUACUUCUCCUUUAUGUAGAAGUACCAGCUUAUUUUUUUUUUCUUAGAAAGAAACAUUUAAUAAGGACUGAGAAACAGAAGCCAUGUCUGUGUCUUGAGUGGUGGCAAGACAAGAUGGUGGAUCCCUGUGCCAUUACCCCUCACAGCCCUCAGACCGAGGGCGUGUAUACCAUAGGGAAGGUCUUUUUACAUUAAAAUCUUUUUACCUAUAGGCAGGGUUUACAGUAAGUACCUGCUCUACACAGUGGCUCACAAUGCCCAUCCCUGCUGGUGACCACAGUUGCCCCUCUGUGUGACUGCAUUAUUCAUCCUGGGCUGCCUGAGCUUUCCAGUCCUGAGAAAAGUGUGUGUGUGUGGAGGGGAGGGUGGGUGUUAUUAAAAGUCACCCUGGGCACUGAACUCAGUAGAAAACCCUGGUUACUAAUGUCAGUUCCAUUAGCAUCUCUGGUUUUCUGAGUCUGGUAGCUUCCAUUUGCUCAAUGAACGUAGUGAUACACAAAUGUUUGACUGAUUUUGUACCUAAAUGCUCCUCUCCUGUCUUACAAGUGUUAGUUUUUGUCUUCAAUUUGACCAUAAGCAAAAACAUGAAAUGUUUCCUCUCUCCUCCCCUUUUCCAUCCUGUAGGAAGGGGAGCCAUGAAAACAAACUCUUUUCCACAGGCAGGGUCUGGCCUUCUAACUCCAAGUCUUUACCUUCCAAAUUCAAGUCUAAAGUCAUUUCAUCUCUUUUGGAACCUGUAACCAUGAGCUAGCUCUACCUGUCUUUCAGAACAAGGAGGUAAACUAAGCCCGUGAAGUUACUGGAGUAGGGCUGAAGAGACGUUCAUGUCAAAGUGGGAAUGUUAAAGUAAUCAGAGCUCCACGGCUAAACUUUUGGGUAAAACCACAACAAAAACAGCUUUUUUACAGCUCGGGCAGUAACAUUUCAUACCUUUUGCAGUCAUUUUAAGCAUGUCCCUCAAUUUUUCCUUUGGUUUUCAAAUUACAAUUGGAAGACAUAAAGCUGCUUCUGUCAAGGUGACUUCAAACCAUCUAUUAAGAACACCAUAUAAUCUCUUCCAUGGCAAACUCUAUUUCAAAUUUAACAAGUCUCCAAAUAUUUGAGUCUGAAUUAUCCCAAUUAUUAACUUCUCUAUCGAAUAGGAGAAAAGAAAUGAUUGGGCCUUUAACCGGCUCCUUCACUGAGGUGCCAUCUCUUUUGGAACCUGUAACCAUGGGCUGAGCGUCGUGGACCUCCACCACUCCGGGAUGUAACGCGGCAGGCUAUGCGGCAGGCUCUGCAGUGGUGGAUGCCACAGACUUGCCACAAGGCUCACAGCAGGCACAAUAUGUCCACUAUAGCUGGACAGCUAAGGCUAGAGAAUGGGAUGGAGACUCCAAAACUGGAGUAUCUGAAUUUUCAUCGGGGAAAGGGAGAGACUAGACCAAAAAGGCCUCAAGCAAGAAGGCUCAACAACGAAGACAAGAGGCAGGACUAGCCUUUGUCCCCCAUGCCCAGCCCCGGGAAAGCUGGUUAUAGGCAGGAGGGAGCUGGAAGCUGAGGAUGUCUCUGGGGUGACGGGAUGGGAAGGAGGUGGGGAGGGGGUGGCCAGAGAUGUGCCAGAGAGCAAAUGGCGCCUGUGGCUUCUUUACUUUUGCACCUCUUCGAUGUUAUGGGCUGAGUGUCGAGGACCUCCACCACUCCAAGAUGUAACAUGGCAGGCUCUGCAGUGGUAGAUGCCACAGACUGGCCACAAGGCUCACAGCAGGCACAACUGGGGCCAGCGCUGGGGCAUAGACAAUUCCCCAUGGGUUAUCUAUAAGGAGACUUUCAAAACAAAGCAACACAAAAUAAAAAAGAAAGAAAAAUAACAAAACCAAGCAACAUGCAAAAUAAACAGAAACAAAGCAACAGACAAAACAAAAUAAAAUAAAGAAAAAAACAAAGCAACAGAGCAAGCGCCAAGGGCACAAACACUUCCAUGAGAAUAGUCAGAGCUCCUCCUCCUCCCACUACCAGCUUCCGACUGAAGGCUGCUGGUCCUGGCUGAUGCCUGUCCCCCACAAAGCCUCCUAUGUCACCUGAUUGCCAGGAAACAACAAAGUCAGGCCAGUGACUCACAAUGCCACUUCUCACAACCCCAUCCAAUGGCUCACAAUGCCCAUUCCUGCUGCUGGCCACCUGUGGCCACCCUGCCCCUCUUGGUGACUGCAUUAUUCAUCCUGAGCUGCCUGAGAUAAUCCAUUUUUCACUAUAGGCCUCAAAAAAUUCAGCAAUGUCCCUUCAUAGAUUCUAUAUGGAGAGUGUGUCUAACCUGUGAAUAAAAACAAAGGUUUCAUUCUGCGUGAGAAAUCCACAAACACAAAGCAUUUUCACAGAAUCCUCUGGGGCCCACCUCUCACCUUCAGCUUCCCAUUCUUAGUUAUCUGGGCUUCUGUGUUGUAUGAUCUGUCAGGUUCUAGGCCUUGUAAGGGUCAGUUCCAUGUCUCCACUCACUUACAUGUGCCCAGGAAGGUUGGCUCUUGGGAGGCUCUUCAUGGUGACUGAGGCCAUGGAUCCUUCGCACUGUUCCUUGAAUCCACUUGACACGAAAUACUCAUCCUGAAAUGAUGCUUUGAAAGCGAUGCUUCCAGUCAAUUGUGGGUCCACUGUAUUAUGGAUCCCGAGUACCCAAUACACGGCAUAUAAGAAAUGAAUGAAAAAUGAGUGCAUGGACUCAAGUGUGCCUACAAGGUGAGAGAAAAGGAUCCUGCUUACUAGGUGUGCUAUGAAGGCAUCUGGGACCAUUGGCUUUGCUAUUUCAUAGCAGGCCUGGGGCUUUGAGGGCUGGCAUUUCCUCAUUCUAAACCUCAGAUUCUAAUAAAUUACCACCAAGUGGACAAAGGUCCGCGGGCCAGAGCUCUUGGUGUGAACAACAUACCUUUUUUGGGUGUGAUUCAUGGACGGGGACUAUACAAAACUAAAAACCAUGUUUAUGUGCUGACUACCUGCAAGCCGUGGUGAGAAAACACUCUGUAUACACGAUCUUAUUCAAUGCUUGUUACAAAUCCCUGAAGUGGAUUUUUAGACAAACUUUCUAUUCUAGAGCUUUUUGGAACAAGAGGCUAGUGUAGUGAGCUUCCACCUACUCAGCAGCAGAUGCAGGUAUUUGUUAUCUGACGGCCGAUCGCGUUACAUGUAUGCUCCUACAUGCUUCUCCUCUUCCUCUCGUGAUUUUAUAGCAAACCCCACACAUCAUAGAAUUUCCUCCCUGACCAUCUUGGUGGAUGUCUGUAAAAGAUACGAUUCUUGUUUGUUCUUUCAACAUGAGGUCUCUGUCACCCAGGCUGAAGUUCAGUGACAUGAUCUUGGUUCACUGUGGCCUCUCCUGCCUCAACUGCCUGAGUAGCUGCAACUACAGACUCACACCAUGCCCAGCUCAUCUUUUUAUUUGUAUUUUAGUUGAGACAGGGUCUUGCUAUGUUGCCUGGGCUGGUCUACAAUUCCUGGAUUCAAAGGGUCUUCCCACCUUGACCUCCCACACUACUGAGAUUAUAGGUGUGAACCGCCCGUGCCUGGAGACAAGAACUCAUUAAAAAAUAUAAUCCCAAUACAAUCAUCAACCAACCAUCUCACACCAUUGCUCUUUAUCACUGUCAACUCUCCUUCUAGCUCCAAAUUUCCAGUCGUUUCAUGUUUGAAUCAUAUGAUUCAGUCGAAUCAUAUUUAUUGUUUGAAUCAGGAUCCAAAUAAAGUCUCUCUUUGAGAUUGUGUGAUUCACCUCUUAGGGUUUUUUUGAUCCUGACAGCUUCCCACUUUCAUCUCUGUGCUGUCCCUUGCAGUCCAUUUAUUGAAUAAAUAUGGCCAUUUCCCUAUAGUUUGAAUUAAGCUAAGUGUAUUCUCAUUAUGCUGGUUCUCAUACUGUGAAUUUCGCUAAUUGUAUCUUCUGAUGUUGGUUAACUUGCUCUUCACUUUGUUCUAGUUUUGAUAAAUUAGUAGUUUGAUCUCAAGACUUUGUGAGAUUCAGGUUGGACUUCAGGGUCAGGGCAAAAAGGCUGCGCUAGUUUCCUCUGGGAGGAGGUGUGUACUCUCUGGACAUCUUUUUUUUUAAUCGGUGACGUUAAUGGCCAUUGAUAAAUUACGGAUUGAACAAUGAAGGCAUUGUUGUAUCAUUCCUUCUUUGUUUAUGAGCUGCCACACUUCCGGAAAGAGAUACUGCUACCCUAAGAAGGGCCGUGCAUGAUAAAAAAAAAAAGUAAAUAUAAAAAAGGAGAUGGUGCUUCUUAUGAACUGUUACUCACUUGUACAACUUACAUAGAAAACACCAGUUCAUGGCUUCAUUUCUUCUGUUGACCAUUUUUCAAAAUCAUGGGCUGUUUCAUUUAUAUCCUUCAAUGGUCACCACUUCUAUUAAUGAAUUUAUUUAGACAGGGAGGGUCUAGCUUUGUUGCCCAGGUUGGUAUGCAGACAAGCAGUCAUGCCACUAUAGCCUCAAACUUCUAGGCUCAGGUGACCCUCCCAUCUCAGCUUCCUGAGUAGCUGAGACCAAAGACACGGGCCCUCAAACCUGAGUAAUUUAAAAAAUCUUUUGUUGAGACAAAGUCCCCCUGUGUUGCACAGGCUGGUCUUGAACUCCUGAAUGAAGUGAUCCUCCUAACUCAGCCUCCCAGAGUGUUGAAAUUACAGCCACAAGGAGCUGUGCCAGCCCACUUUUUUUUUUUCAAAAGGAUCAUUAUGAAUGCAGAUAUUCAAACAUAUCUGAUAUAUCUCAAUUCACUGCAACUAUUAUCCUUACUAAUGUACAAAAUGUCCUAUCUUUGGUUAGAAGGAGGCCCUUCAGAUGGGCCCUUUACACAUGUUGAAAUCAUCCUAAUAAUCUUUAUAGAUUCUUUGCUAUCCAGAGUGAUAAUAUGUUCCAGGCUCCUUACACAUUUCUGGCCUAGACCUGGAAUCAGCAUUUUGUCCAGGAAGCCUUGUUUCCUUUCAUUGGGCAAUGGUAUUUUGAGACUACAAUCUUGGUGCUAGGGGUAAAUAGUAUAAUUUUAGAACUUAAAAAACUGCCUGGCUCGUGUCUGUAAUCCUAGCACUUUGGGAGGCCGAGAUGGGUGGAUCACCUGAGGUCACGACUUUCAGACCAGCCUAAACAACAUAAUGAAACCCCAUCUGUACUAAAAAUACAAAAAAUUAGCCAGGCAUCAUAGCGGGAGCCUGGAAUCCCAGCUACUUGGGAGGCUGAGGCAGGAAAAUCACUUGAACCUGAGAGGAGGAGGUUGUGGUGAGCUGAGAUUGCGUCAUUGCACUCCAGUCUCGGUAAAAACAGCAAGACUCUGUCUCAAAUAAAUAAAUAAAGAGGCCGGGUGUGGUGGCUCAAGCCUAUAAUUCCAGCACUUUGGGAGGCCGAGGCGGGUGGAUCACGAGGUCAAGAGAUCGAGACCAUCCUGGUCAACAUGGUGAAACCCCAUCUACUAAAAAUACAAAAAAUUAGCUGGGUGUGGUGGCGCGUGCUUGUAAUCCCAGCUACUCGGGAGGCUGAGGCAGGAGAAUUGCCUGAACCCAGGAGGCGGAGGUUGUGAUGAGCCGAGAUCGUGCCAUUGCACUCCAGCCUGGGUAACAAGCGAAACUCUGUCUCAAAAAAAAAAAAAAAAAAAAAGGUGAAGCGGGGACUGACAUGAAGGCACGCAAGUGCACAGCCUCUGUAAACCAGCCAGAGCCGGUCUGGGGUGGCUGUUCUUGUUAUCAGAAGGAAGUUGCUAAAACCAGUCUCUUGUCCUAUCAAAGCUGUAGCGGUGGCUUGUAGAACAGGAGGGUCAAUUAGUGUCUGGUGGUGGUUGAAUUGUGAUUGUUUUAAUAUCGUUCAUCUUGAGGCCAGUGCUUGUUUAACUGCUAGAGGAAAAAAAAAAAAAACCACCAGGAACAGUGGCUCACACCUGUAAUCCCAGCACUUUGGGAGCUGAGGCGGGCGGAUCACCUGAGGUCAAGAGUUCGAGACCAGCCUGAGUAACAUGGAGAAACCCCGUCUCUACUAAAAAUAUAAAAUUAGCCAAGCACGGCGGCACAUGGCUAUAAGCCCAGCUACUCGGGAGGCUGAGGCAGGAGAAUUGCUUGAACCUGGGAGGCAGAGGUUGCGGUGAGUCGAGAUUGCACCAUUGCAUUCUAGCCUGGACAACAAGAGAGAAACUCCAUCUAAAAAACAAAAAAAGAAAAAGAAAACCUGUGACAGAAUAUAGUUUCUUCUUUAAGUGUAGGGACGUGUGACUUACCCCUUGCCUGGCGUGGUCUUUGGUCCUAUCUAUAAUUUGCUGUCUUUUUGCCGCAGAGCCUGUUCUGUCGGUCUUAUCAUCUCUAUUUUAACAUUAAUGUUGGUCCGUUGUUGUUUCUAAACCACAAAAGGGGCAAAAGGGGGCAGGGUACAGUGAGGCGCGUCUGACCUUCCAUCCUGUCAUGGCUGUUAACUCAGUUUUUCAAGUUUCUCUGGGGUCCCUUUGGUCAUAGGGGAGGGGGUCUUUUCAGGCUGUGGGAGUGCUUAGGAUUUUACUUUUAGUUCUCAAGAGUGACACAUAUUCUGCAAUAAAGGUGACAUGAAAGUUCCUGAACUGCCCCCUACCAAGUUAGAAGCCAAUGCUUUUAUCCAGGAAGGAUAGCAGAGCUUAGAGGCCUCAGUAAAGUCUGAGAGGCCAGCUGGGCACAGCUACUCACACCUUGUAAUCCCAGCACUCUGGGAUCGCUUGAGACCGGUAGUUUGAGACCAGCCUAGGCAACAUAGCGAGAUGACAGGUGUGUCUACAAAAAAAUACAAAAUUUAGCCAGGCACAACGGUGCAUGCCUGCAGUCCCAGCUACUUGAAAGGCUGAGGCAAGGGAAUUGCCAGCGCCCAGCGUGGUGAGGUUGCAAUGGGUGGAACCCAUUGCACUCCAGCCUGGGCGACAGAUCAAGACCCUGUCUCAAAAAGAAUAAAUAGGCUGGAUGUGGUGGCUCACGCCUGUAAUCCCAGCACUUUGGGAGGCCGAGGUGGGCAGAUCAAGAGAUCGAGACCAUCCUGGCCAACAUGGUGAAACCCCAUCUCUACUAAAAAUACAAAAAUUAGCUGGGCACGGUGGCACAUGCCUGUAAUCCCAGCUACUCAGGAGGCUGAGGCAGAAGAAUUGCCUGAACCCAGGAGGCGGAGGUUGUGGCGAGCCGAGAUCGCGCCAUUUCACUCCAGCCUGGGUAACAAGAGCGAAACUCCGUCUCAAAAAAAUAAAUAAAAUAAAUAAAUAAAGAUUGAAUGGAGGUUGCAACGUGGUCCUUAACAAAUCCCAGUUUAAUACAUUAUCUGGCUCCUGCAAAAACCAGUGGAUCGUGUUGUUUAAUCCCAAGACUAGAAGGACACAUCCACAACCAGAUAAAGGGCACCUGUGAAAAAUCCUCAGCUUACAUCACACUUAAUGGUGAAGACCGAAUCAUUUUCCUCUGAGAUCAGGAACAACACAAGGAUGUCCACUCUUGCCACUUCAACUCAGCAUUGUAUUGAAAGCUCUAGGCUGGGCGCGGUGGCUCACACCUGCAAUCCCAGCACUUUGGGAGAUUGAGGCUGGUGGAUCACCUGAGGUCAGGAGUUUGAGACCAGCUUGGCCAACAUGGCAAAAACCCAUCUCUACUAAAAAUAUACAAAAAUUAGCCAGGCGUGGCGGUGCGUGCCUGUAAUCCCAGGUGCUCGGGAGACUGAGGCAGGAGAAUCACUUGAACCUGGGAGGCAGAGGUUGCAGUGAGCGGAGACUGCAUCAUUGCACUUCAGCCUGGACAACAGGAGACUCCUCAAAAAUAAAUAAAUAAAUAAAUUGUCUUCCUAGACACUUGCCAUAAACAACACAAAAAUGAAAUUAAGAAAACUACUCCGACCGGACAUGGUGGCUCACACCUGUAAUCCCAGCACUUUGGGAGGCCAAGGCAGGCAGCUCACAAGGUCAGGAGUUCAAGACUAGCCUGGCCAACAUGAUGAAACCCCAUCUCUACUACAAAUACAAAAAUUAGCCAGGUAUGGUGGUGCACACCUAUAAUCCAGCUACUCGGGAGGCUGAGGCAGGAGAAUCACUUGAACCUGGGAGGCGGAGGCUGCCGUGAGCCAAGAUCACCCCAUUGCACUCCAGUCUGGGCAAGAGAGUGAGACUCGAAAAGAAAAGAAAACCACUCUAUUUACAAUAAUGUCAAAAAGGACAAAAUAUUAGGGAAUAAAUGUAAACAAAGUGAAAAACUUAAACUCUGAAAACUACAAAACAUUGUUGAAAGAGAUCAAAACUCUAAGUAAAUGGAAGACAUCUAAUGUUGAUGCCUUGAAAGAGUUAAAUAUUGUUAAGAUGGCAUUGCUUCAAAGAUGUAUCUACUGAUUCAAUGUGACUCCUAUCAAAAUACCAGCUGAAGCCAGGCAUGCUGGUGAGCGUCUGGACUUCCAGCUAUUCAGGAGCCUGAGGCUGGAGGAUCAAUUGAGCCCAGGAGAUUGAGACCAGCCUGGGCAACAUAGUGAGACCCUGUCUCAAAAAAAAAAAAAGGGCAAAAAACCAGCAGAUGCAAUGACUCACACCUGUAAUCUCAGCACUGUGGGCAGCCGAAGUAGAAGGACUGCUAGACCCCAGGAGUUUGAGACCAGCAUGUGCAAGACAGCCAGACCUUGUCUUGAAAUAAUUUUUGAGACAGUCCCACUCUGAGCAUCUGACAACAGGCUACCAAGUGACCAGAAGGCUCGUUAAAGCUGGGUAAUUUCAGCUGGAGUGUAGUGUCAUGAUCUCAGCUCAUUGCAACCUCUGACUCCUGGGUUCGAGUGAUUCUCCUGCCUCAGCCUCCCUAGUAGCUGGGACACAGGACUAUGCCACUACACCUAGAUAAUUUUUGUAUUUUUAGUAGAGACAGGGUUUUGCCAUGCUGACUAGGCUGCUCAAACUCUUGACCUCAGCUGAUCCACCCACCUCAGCCUCCCAAAAUACUGGGAUCACAGGCAUGAGACACUGCAUCACACCAGCCAGACCUUAUCUCUACAAAAAAAAAAAAAAAAAUACAUACAUAUAUAUAUAUGUAUUAGAAAUUAGCCAGGCAUGGUGGAACGCACUUGUGUUCCCAGGUACUUGAGAGGCUGAGGUGGCAGGAUGGCUUGAGCCCAGGAUGUCAAGGCUGCAGUGAGCUAUGAUCAUGCCACUGCACUCCAGCCUGGGCAACAGAGCAAGACUCUGUCUCAGAAAAAAAAUAGAGUAAGGCCGGACGAGGUGGCACAUUCCUGUAAUCCCAGCACUUUGGGAGGCUGAGGCGGGCAGAUCACGAAGUCAGAAGAUCGAGACCAUCCUGGCCAACGUGGUGAAACCCCAUCUCUAAAAAAAAAAAAAAAAUAGAAAAAAGAAUUAAAAAAAAAAAGGAAAAACAGCCCACAGAAAAUAUUUGCAAAUCAUAUAUCUGAUGAGGGACUAGUAUCUUAAAUAUACAAAGAACUCUCACAACCCAACAAUGAAGAAGAAACAAAUAAAGCACGCCUUUGGGAGCCCAGCGGCACCCUCUUGAAAGCAAAGGGCAAGCACACAGCCCCUCCUACCACUACGAAAGAGCACAACAGGGUAAAGCUUUGUGAUUUGGAGGCGGAAAAAACUUGGGAAUCCUGCCCAAGAAAUCUGUCGGUGACACAGAGGAUGCCAGCUUCGAGUAGAGCCCAGGGCAGGACGGGGUCUGCUGCAGCUCCAGGUUGUGGCACCAGCAGCCCUGAGCCUGACCCUGUGAAUUUGCAGAGCCAUGGCCAAUGCUUGGCAGAGAAAGGUUUCAUGUGGGGCUUUCAGCAGGCUGCAGCGGAAGGGUGGCAGUGCCACUCCUAGGGUUCUGGAGCAAGGCCAUGCCACACACCAUUCACAAAACAAAUCCUUCCAUGUUCCUGGGCCUUGGCAGGAACUGGGCAUCUGACAACGGGCUACCAAGUGACGAGAAGGCUCAUUGGAGCUGGGUAUUGCCAGAGCCACUCACUGGGUCAUUAUUUUAUUUUUGUUCCGAGAUAGAGUCUUGCUCUGUUACCUAGGCUGGAAGGUGGUGGUAAAAUCUUGGCUCACUGCAACUCCGCCUUCUGGGUUAAAGCGAUUCUCCAGCCUCAACCUCCCGAGUAGCUAGGAUUAUAGGCACCUGCCACCAUACCCAGCUAAUUUUUGUAUCUUUUAUUUAUUUAGUUUUCUUUCUCAACCCCCCACCCAGCGACCCUCCAAUUUUUAUAUCUUUAGUACAGACAGGUUUUUGCCAUGUUGGCCAGGCUGGUCUCGAACUCCUGGCCUCAGGUAAUCCACCACCUUGGCCUGCCAAAGUGUUGGGUGGGAGAGCCACCACCCCCAGCCUUAUUUAUUUUAUUUUUUGAGACAGGGUCUUGUUAUAUUGCCCAGGCUGAAGUGCAGUGGUGUGAUCUCGGCUCACUGCAGCCUCGAACUCCCGGGUUCAGGAGAUCCUCUCACUUUAGCCUUCUGAGUAGCUGGGAUCACAAGUGCAUGCCACCACACCCAGAUAAUUUUUUCUUUAUUGUAGAGACAAGGUCUUGCUAUGUUGUCCAGGCUGUCUCCAGCUCCUAAGCUCAAGCACUCACUCCUCCUGCCCGGGCCUCCCAAAGUGCUGGAAUUACGGUGUGAGCCACCAGGUCUUAAGGUACCAUCACGCAACCACAGUGGCAUUACCAGGAUCGGCUCUCAGCAAGUCCAGAGGACACACGUAAGCUGUGAAAGCAGGCGACUGCCGUCCCAUGUGUCCUCACUGAUGACAUCUGCCCCACAGCUCACUCAGGCGGCCCUGAACAGCGGUGGAGCAUGAGGGCAAAGCCCCCCAAACGACAAUUUCUGUGAGCACUGUGCCAUCUACACUGUACAAAAACAGUGUAGACCCACCGGCAGUAGCAAAUGGUUGAGCUGGUUGGUUCAGGAACCUGGACAGAGCAAGAUUAGAAGGUAACAGAUGAAGGCCGGAGGUGGUAGCUCAUGGCUGUAAUCCCAGCACUUUGGGAGGCCGAGAUGGGCAGAUCACCUGACAUCAGGAGUUCGAGAUCAGCCUGGGCAACAUGGUGAAACUCUGUCUCUGAUAAAAAUACAAAAAAUUAGCUGGGUAUGUUGGUGCAUGCCUGGAAUCCAGCUACUCAGGUGGCUGAGACACAAGAAUCGCUUGAACCUGGAAGGCAGAGGCUGCGGUGACUCAAGAUCACACUGCUGCACUUCAGCUUGGGUGACAGAGUGAGACUCUGUCUCUGAAAAAAAAAGAAGAGGUAAGUUAGGAGAUGUGGACAUCAGAAGGGGCACCUGGAGCUGUGGGGUGACCUGUGCUGCUUCCAUGGAUGACUGCACUGGUCUGACCCCCAGGUGUGCUUCGCUCCUCAGGACCUCUGGUAAUCCCCCAGGGGUAGUUGUGUUCCCAACCUCACAAAUUUAGGUUCUGGGUCUGUUGGGGUGGGAGGCAGGGAGUGCCAUCACCAGGGUCAUGGUAAGGGUUGUGUUAAACCUAAAUUAUGACAGUUGCCCAGUCACCCUGGGUUCCUCAUGCCAGCAAGCAAAGGAGUCCACAGGCGGGCCCAAGUGCCCAACCCAGCUCAUACUGGGGACCGGGAGGAAUGCUGCAUCUUCCAGGGAUCCCCUGGGUGCCCUGCGAUGCUCCCAUGCCCAGCCCUCCCUGUGGGACCCAGAAAUGGGGGCUCCCGGCAGCCCAGGCUUCCCGCCACGCUCCCACGCCCUCCAGGGCCAUGAGACCCUGGAUCGGAGGUGGCUGGCAGGUUCGGGACACGGGCAGGUUCCGGCCCACGAGCGCGGCGGGAACGCGGGUUUGCAAGUGGUGUUGGGCAUCAUGAAGGCUGUGGUCCAGGAGUUUCGGGUGCGAGGCUAGGCUUGGCUUCUCCAGGUGUGCUGAGCCGCCACGGUAGGACCCCAGAGUGGACGAAGAACCAGGCCCUGCCGAACGCGGGGGAGCCACCAGAGGCUGGGCCAGGAGGCACCGCCGCGCUCUGCGUGGCUGCCAGGGUCGGGGUGCCCUCUGGGGUACUGCCACGUCCCGCAGGCGGCGGGGAGACGGCCCUCCGCCUUUUCCCGCAAGUCGCCCUGCUCAUGAGCGGCGAGUCCGGGUGGGACAGAAGGACGCAGGCGGGGGCACAGGGCGGUGGGAGUUUAUCCCCGCAGCUCCCUCGACCCCCGCAUGCGGAAGCAGAGCCGCCGCAGUCGGGGAUUAGCGCGCUCGCGGCCGGCGCUGCGGGAUUAACCCGCGUGGACUGGGCGCCCGGCCCGGGGAUUAUUGCGCGCUCCCCUCGACGUAUAUAUUCCCGCGGCGGCGGCGGCAGCCGCAGGGCCGGGCAUGGCAGCAGCUGGGGGCGCGGCGAGCCGCAGGGGCCCCGGGCGGCCCUGCCCCUUCUCCAUUGAGCACAUCCUCUCCAGCCUACCGGAGCGGAGCCCCCCGGCCCGGGCCGCUUGCCCACCGCAGCCCGCCAGUCGCCAGAGCCCCGCGGAGCCGGAGGAGCACGGGGUGCCAGAUACUGCGCACUGCGCCUGCUGCUGCUGCUGCGGCGCCCGCGCGGCUCCCUGCGGCCCCCCGGAGGCGGCAGCCGGGCUGGGCAUGCGGCUGGCGUGGCCGCUGAGGCUGGGUCCCGCGGUGCCCUUGUCUCUGGGCGUGCCAGCCGGAGGUUCCGGGGCGCUGCCGGGCGCGGUCGGCCAGGGCCCGCAGCGGCGCACGCGGCGCCACCGCACCAUUUUCAGCGAGGAGCAGCUGCAGGCGCUCGAGGCGCUCUUCGUGCAGAACCAGUAUCCCGACGUGGGCACGCGCGAGCGCCUGGCCGGCCGCAUCCGCCUUCGCGAGGAGCGCGUGGAGGUCUGGUUCAAGAACCGCCGGGCCAAAUGGCGACACCAGAAGCGCGCAUCAGCUUCCACGAGGCUCCUGCCUGGCGUCAAGAAAUCCCCCAAGGGGAGCUGCUGAUGACUCUGGGAGCUGCCCCUGGGUUCGGCCACCCUCUUUGGGAUCUUUGGAACUGACUCUGAGAGAGGACAGAUGUACCCGAAAAGGAGCUGGGAGAAGACACUCGCCUCCUCCGCCCGUCUCCACAGCUCCUUGCCUCCUGCAGCUUGUGCUGCCUUGGCGUUGGGUACAGGGUCCCCGGUGCUUGGUGUUCCACAGCAGUGGGAGUGACGAGUCCCUUGAGGGUGGGCUGGGGCAUAGAUUAGCUUCCUCACCCCCCACCACCCCAAGAGGCACUAACUCCACCCCAGGAGGGGAACUACCCCGUAUGAACCUGGGACCCAGAGUCCUCCGCUGUGGAGCCUUUCUGCGCACCCUGGGGCAUGCUGGCCUCCCUCUUCUCAGUGUGGACAUCGACCCAACUUGACCUGGCCCGCCUUCCCCCAGCGGGAAGGGGGGUGGGGUUCGUGUGUGCGCAGUCCUGGGUUGCAGGCUUCCCAGGCCCUGGACUGGUCCUAUCUGUAGAAUAAGAAGGUUGCAGGAGCGAUUCCAGGAGCCCCUCCCCAGCCCCUUCACCUUCGAGCCUCGCGCUGAUACGGAGAAACCAACAGGCAACUUCAGAUAUCACAGAAGCCGCCCAGAGUCUCAAGUCCACCUUGGCUCCACUCCCACACCCAGCAAAGAGCUGUCCUUCUCCUUCCUUCCCAGGGAGGGGGUGUUUAGGGUACAGCUGUCUUUGAGAGGAGCACAGCUCUGCGAGACCUCAGUCUCUGCACCAGGGUGCUCCCCAGCAGAGACGACUGCUCCAUGGAUGGUGGCCUGGGGCCAGCCUUGGCCUCUAGGCUACUGCAAACCUGCCAGUGGUUGGGGGUCCCCGGCUUCCUCCUGGGGUUUUCAUGCUGUGGGGUCAGCCUCCCUUACAACAAUCUCUGCCAUCCUAGGGUAGGGGAAGAGGAGGUUGGAUUGGGGAGACCCCGACGCUGCUGUAUGGGAAGAUGCCUGCCCUCCCCUUCUUUAUCCUGGCUCAGGGCGAAAGGCACCAUGAAAAGAAGCCUGUGAUUCCCCAAGUAGUCCCUACAGUGGUCCGAAGCAUCUCACGCCCCCUCAGCUGGCUUGAGCACUUAGUUCUGUCUCCUUACAGGUCCUGGAGGGAAUGGGGCAGUUCUACCUGCAAGAUACAAAGUCCAUCUCUAAAAGCAGGGCUGCAGAAGCCAGGGCUGCCGAUCCCGGCUGGCCAGCUUGGAUAACACCAAGCAUGCCUGGUGUCCCCAGUCAGAACUGCCCUGAGACUGCUGGGUGUUCCUAGCAUAGGCGCUCCUGUCUCUACCCCUAGCAGGCACACCGCUGAUUGUCACAAAACUCUUCUCCCUGAAUCCCGGUCUUACCCUUGGGGACCGAACAGACUACCGGCGGGCAUGCUGGUGUCCCAGUCAGCUCCCUUGCAGGCAGGGACACUCCCAUCUCACGGGCUCCAGGCCCCUCGUGCUCCUUUGUUGAAUGGCCAUCUGUCAUCGUAUUGGAAGCCCUGAUCAGAGCUUCUGGAGCAUCACCUUCCAGGGCUCAGUGGCUGUGUCCCCCUCCUGAAUUUGCUCCUUGGCAGGCUGACCCCCACAGCAGGCUGUUAAUAUAGGCAUCUUUCAGACUCACGCCCAGGGACUCCCUUCUCACCUUCACUCGCUCCCUGGUUUAUCUUUUACCCUCAGACUCCGAUUCCCAUCUUUCUGCCACAUUUACAUCUCAAGCCCAGGUCCCUCCCUUGAGCCAGGUAUUUAUCUCCAGCUGUCCCCUUGACUACUCCACCUGGAAGCCCACAGGUCACAUGUCUGCAGUGAGCCCUUCUGUGCAAACUAGGCACAUGAGCCAGGGAGCCAGUGAUCACUGGACCACCCCCUCUCCUGAUCAUCCACUAUACCCGGGCUGACAGCAAGCCAAUUUUACGUUUAUCAAUAAAUCAAUAAAUCCCAGAAUCUCUCCAGCUCUAAUUGUACCAGUCAGAUGUGAGCCACCAUCACCUCUCACCUUGACCACUGCAACUCUGUCCAGCCUUAUCCACCUGCACCCACACUGGCUCUGCUUUUUUGUCACUUGGCUGGUUUGUUUGAGGCAGGGUCUUGCUCCAUCACCCAGGCUGGAGUGUAAUGGUGCGAUCAUGGCUCACUAGAGCUUCCAGCUCCUGGGCUCAAGCAGUCCUCCCGCGUCAGCCUUCUGAGUAGCUAGGACCACAGAUGGGCACCAUCACACCUAGCUAAUUUUAAAAAUUUUUUGUAGAGAUGAUGUCUUGCCAUGUUGGCCAGGCUGGUCUCAGAACUUCUGGCCUCAAACGAUCCACCUGCUAGGCCUCCCAAAGUGCUGGGAUUAUAGGCAUGAGCCACUUUGUCUGGCCUGCCUCUCAAUUCAGAAUAAAGACAAAUCACCCCACCAUAUCCCACAAGGCCCCGUGCAGCCUGGCCCUGCCUCUCUGGCAUCAUCUCACAACUCACUGCACUCUGCAUUUCCAAAGGUCUUCUUUGGAACUUGCCUUGCUCCCUCCCACCACUGGGCCUUUGCACAUGCUCUUUCCACCUGACCAAUGCCCAUUUGUUCAUCUUUUUAAUCUGCAAUUCCUUUCUGCCUGGGGAAACUUCUCUGACCUCCCGAAUUAGGUCAAGAUUCCCCAAGUACAAACUCUUCUUGCACAGACAACAGCUGGAAUUUUACACCUAUUUAUGGGAUGAUCUAACAAGUGUCUUUAUCUUCCCCAUGCCACUGUCACCUCUACAAGGGCAGCGGCAGCAUGCUGUACUUCCCAGCGAAUGAAGGAUGCCUGCAUGUUGUAAAAGUAAAAUUGUACUAAAUUUUUCUAGGGCAGAAUUUAUUUGUCCCAACAUAAUUCACAUCCUCCUUUUGGGAAGAAAUUCCUAAAAAAUGCCUAGGCAAUUUUCUUGUCCACUUGAAUC
Molecule: messenger RNA, 17029 nt
Organism: Callithrix jacchus (white-tufted-ear marmoset)
Lineage: Eukaryota; Metazoa; Chordata; Mammalia; Primates; Cebidae
Gene: GSC2
Product: goosecoid homeobox 2
Biological process (GO): regulation of transcription by RNA polymerase II
Cellular component (GO): nucleus
Molecular function (GO): RNA polymerase II cis-regulatory region sequence-specific DNA binding; DNA-binding transcription factor activity, RNA polymerase II-specific
Source: RefSeq, a predicted model, not a curated record